CUCCACCCCCUUAUGCGCCCCUACCACCACCACCACCACCACCACCGCUCUCACCCCCAUCUCUUCGCCCAAAGGCCUUUAGUUGCAUUUACACACCCAACCCCCCUGUUUUAUUUCUUCCUUCAUUCCAGUUUUCUAAAAUAAUUGAUUUCUAAAUAAAAUUUAUUUUCUGUUGAUUACCAUCGUAUCCUCUUUCAAUCUUCCUGUCGCAUAACUUAAAAAGCCACAAAUCCAAGUGUCAUAAUCUGUAUCCCAACCACUAUUUAUUUUUGUGGAGGGUGAAAGGAAAGAAGGAAAGGAUCUAUAAUUCUCGGUUCAGAAAUUGUUGUAAAACCAUGAAGCGCGCGUGUCCGGGCGAGGAUGAUGAUGGUGAGAAGAUGAAGAAGAUAAAGGUAGAAGAAGCAGAAGAAGAAGAAGAAGAAAAAAGUGGGAUUAUGAAUCUGGAUGAUAAUUUGCUGUUUGAGGUGUUCAAGCACGUGGACGCAAAGACGCUGGCGAUGGCGGCGUGCGUAAGCAAACAGUGGCAUAAAACAGCAGAGGACGAGCGUCUCUGGGAGCUGAUCUGCACAAGGCACUGGGCUAACAUCGGCUGCGGCAACCAACAGUUGAGAUCUGUUGUCCUUGCGCUCGGUGGGUUUCGUCGUCUCCACUCUUCUUUUAUUUGGCCUCUCUCGAAGCCUAAAUCUUCGUCUUCCUCCUCCUCCUCGACUUCCUCGUCUUCCUCCUCCUCAUCGUCGCCCUGGCAUCGGUUGGCGCCGAUGCUUGGUCCAAAGCCCCCGGUUGGUUCCAAGCCCCCGACUCGCUGGGGAAAAGACGAGGUUAACCUCUCGCUCUCGCUUCUCUCUAUUCGCUUCUACGAGAAGAUGGAUCCCACUAACAGAGGCAGAUGAGACGCUAUUUUUCCUUGUACGUAACAUAUAUAUUUCCUAAUUCCGUUUUGCCCUGUUGUUUUGUUUCUUUCUUUUUCGACUUCGAUUUGGGACUUUCCGUUUUAUUUUAUUUUAUUUUUGUUUUUCCACUCUUGCUCUGGAUUUCUGCCGUUUUGGGAAUCAGAUCUGUAUUCUUGUUGACUUUUAAGCUUAUUAUUGUACAUAAAUUGAAAUUAACUUUCUGAACUAUUGUAUGUUGAUGGUUACGAAUUAAGAGUGCAAGUUCUGUUUCC
Molecule: messenger RNA, 1162 nt
Organism: Ziziphus jujuba (common jujube)
Lineage: Eukaryota; Viridiplantae; Streptophyta; Magnoliopsida; Rosales; Rhamnaceae
Product: F-box protein GID2
Exons: 1
Coding region: 336-890 (184 amino acids)
Biological process (GO): regulation of gibberellic acid mediated signaling pathway
Cellular component (GO): SCF ubiquitin ligase complex
Molecular function (GO): protein binding
Source: RefSeq, a predicted model, not a curated record